This is a messenger RNA of Octodon degus (degu), 399 nucleotides long. RefSeq names its product chromosome unknown C14orf119 homolog (gene CUNH14orf119). The transcript is spliced from 2 exons. The annotation marks the transcript as partial. The record is from RefSeq and is a predicted model, not a curated record. Lineage: Eukaryota; Metazoa; Chordata; Mammalia; Rodentia; Octodontidae.
GAGACCGGAAGUGCGUGGGCUGCUGGUUGGCUCAGUUUAGGGUUUUCAGGAACUAUGGAAGCAGCCUCGGUAGUUGAAAUCGCACUACUCUUGUGAGAAUCACCGAGGGCUCUCAGAGGAAAAGGGAGGAUGCCACUGGAAUCACCUUCCUCUUCAGUGCCACUGUCCUUCCCUUCUCUGUUACCCUCAGUACCAGACACUAUUACCAGUUCUUCUCUUCCUCCAAUGUCUUACAUCACUUCCCAGGAGAUGAAGUGUAUUCUUCACUGGUUUGCCAGUUGGUCAGGUCCUCAGCGAGAACGUUUUCUACAGGACUUGGUAGCUAAGGCAGUGCCAGGAAAAUUACAGCCACUCCUGGAUAGUCUGGAGCAGCUUAGUGUAUCUGGAACAAACCGACCA